AUGAGCUUUCUGGACGCUUAUAGCGGUUACCAUCAGAUACCACUGUUCGGUCUGGAUCAAGAAAAGACAGCGUUUAUCACUCCAAGGGGAACUUACUGUUACAAAGUAAUGCCAUUCGGCCUCAAGAACGCCGGAGCAACCUACCAGCGAAUGAUCACCCGGAUGUUCAAGGACCAACUGGGAAAAACCAUGGAAGCAUAUAUAGACGAUGUGGUAGUAAAAAGUAAGCUCGCUACAAACCACCUCACAGACUUGAGAGAAGUUUUUGGCAUCCUAAAAAACCACCAGCUUCGCCUCAAUGCCUCGAAAUGCGCUUUCGAGGUAGGUACAGGGAAGUUCUUGGGAUACAUGGUCACUCACAGAGGAAUUGAAGCGAAUCCUGAUCAAAUCAGAGCAAUACAGGGUCUUGAAGUACCAACAAAGGCUAAAGAGCUGCAGAAACUAAUCGAACAAGGAGAGGAGCUGUACCUCUAUCUAGCAGUUUCAGAUCAUGCCGUGAGCGCAGUAUUAAUUCGAGAAGUUGACAAGGAACAGAGGCCUGUAUAUUAUGUCAGCAAGACUUUACUAGAUGCCGAGACACGGCAUCUGCCGUUAGAAAAGUUAGCAUACGCGUUGCUUAUCGCCUCAAGGAAGCUGCAGCAUUACUUCCAGGGGCAUACCAUUAACGUCCUCAUUGAAUUCCCCCUCAGAUCUAUAUUCAGCCGAGCCGAUUUCUCUGGCUGUUCGGUAGAACUUGGUGAGUUUGACAUUCGGUAUCAACCUAGGACAGCGAUCAAGGCCCAAGUCUUAGCGGAUUUUGUCGCAGAAUUUGCUCCCACCCAGAGUACCGAACCGGGGGAUCCGAGUUUGGCACAGGCUCUCAGGCUCGGUUGGAAGGCUUCAAACAACGAGGCCAAGUACGUAGCGUUAUUGGCUUGCUUGCGUAGCGCCGAACACUUCAGUGCAGAACAGCUUCUUGUUUUCAGCGAUUCACAACUAGUGGUAAACCAGCUUUCUGGGGUCUAUAAAACACGAGAUGAAAGAAUGGCUAUGUAUGCAGGCAAGGCCAAGGACCUACUCAAAAAAUUUCAAUCCAUACGAGUGGAACGAAUCAGUCGGGAUAAAAAUAGCCACGCUGAUGCUCUGGCAUGCCUCGGCUCAUCAGUGGAUACAAAGGAUGCCAGAAAAAUUUGGGUUGAUUUUGUGCCAGAACCAAGUAUUGCAUCUCCAGUCCUCUGUAACAACUUAGAGCCGAGCUGGAUGAAUCCAAUAUUUGCUUUUUUGAAAUCUGUCACACUCCCCGAAGACAAAAGGGAAGCCAACAAGGUUAAACAUAAGUCAGCUCGGUUCUGGAUCUCACCAUCUGGGAAGCUUUACAGACGCUCCUAUCUUGGCCCCUACUUCCUAUGUGUACAUCCAAAUCUCGUCGAGAAUGUUCUCUACGAAAUUCACGACGAGAUUUGUGGAUGCUACGUUGGCAGAAGGUCACUGGCACACCGAGCCCUCACUCACGGUUACUGGUGGCCACGGAUGCAACAAGAUGCGCAGCGAUUCUUCAUUGCUGCAACCGACUAUUUUACCAAGUGGGUUGAAGUUGAGGUGCUGGCAAGUAUCAAAGAGGCAGACACGAAGCGAUUUGUUUUGAGGAAUGUGGUGGUGCGUUUCGACAUUCCGCGGGUACUGAUUGCGGAUAAUGGAACACAGUUCGAUGGUAAGGUCUUCAGAAAGUUUUGUGCCGACCUCAGAAUCGAGUAUAAGAACUCUUCUCCAAGGUACCCACAGAGUAAUGGACAGGCAGAAGCAUUAAACAAAACCAUCAUCAACGAAGUAAAGAAGUGGCUUGAACAUGCAAAAGGCAAAUGGGUUGAAGAGUUACCUCACGUAUUAUGGGCCUACCGAACCACAACACGGCGUUCAACGGGGGAAACACCUUACUCCCUAACUUAUGGAAUGGAGGCCAUCAUCCCACUCGAAGUAGGUCUCCCAACCCUUCGAUCUGAAUUAUUUGAAAGCUCCAGUAACGAGGAAGCUAUUGCACAAGCACUGUAUAUGGCAGAGGGCCGAAGAGAAGCAGCGCUGAUCAGACUUGAAGCGCAUCAGCAGCAGCUCAUCAGAAGUUUCAAUCAAAAAGUUUUCCCAAGGAAAUUUACACCUGGAGAACUGGUUUUGAGGAAAGUUAUGUGUCACAAAAGGGUGCUUGGCGAGGGCAAACUUGGGCCUAACUGGGAAGGUCCCUACAAAGUCACAGUUGUCGUUGGAAAUGACGCUUACUACCUAGAGGAUCUGAAUGGCAGAGCUAUACCUCGGCCCUGGAGCUUAGCAAAUCUCAAGAAAUACUAUCAAUAG
Molecule: messenger RNA, 2325 nt
Organism: Camellia sinensis
Lineage: Eukaryota; Viridiplantae; Streptophyta; Magnoliopsida; Ericales; Theaceae
Source: RefSeq, a predicted model, not a curated record